AGCAGCGCCGCAGCAGCGGUUGCCUGGUGACGGUCGCUGUGUGCCCCAGCCCGGCCGGUAGAGCAUACUGAGAUGGACCUGACAUGGAAUACUGGCAGAGUUUCUCAUCCAGACUCAGCUGCAGACCAGGUGACUGAUUUGAGUUGGCGAGGCAACCUAAAUCUCAGUCCACUGAUUAAAGAUGAUGGAGAGCUACUUGUGGAUGAAUACCUUUCCCCCAGGAAACUGAAAAUUUUGAUAGGGGUAGAUGAUCUGCAGCAAGUGAAUGCCCUAGAAAUGCGAGUAGAUACAAGAGAGAACAGCUUGGGGAACUUUGGUGCCUAUCUACCUAAUCUGAGAGAACUGCAGUUGAACAAUAGCUUGCUUAUGUCUGUGAGGGAUCUUGGAACCACAUUGUCCCAUCUCUACAUCUUGCGGAUGGCUCACUGUGGGCUCUCAGAUUUAGAUGGGAUCUCUUCAUGCAGUUCUCUAAGAGAACUCUACAUAGCUUAUAACAAUAUCUCUGACCUGAGCCAGCUGCCCUGGCUGGACCACCUUGAAGUUUUGGACCUGGAAGGGAACAAUAUUGAGGACAUCAACCAGAUGCACUACCUGGGACUUUGUUGCAAGUUGCGCCACCUGACAGUGGAGGGCAACCCUAUCUGUCUGAAGCCAAAUGCAGAAUCUGCAGAGGAAGCAGAUUAUAAUUACAGAGCUGAAGUAAAAAAACUCAUUCCCCACUUGGAGUAUUUGGACGAAAUACCAGCAAGCCACACUGCUCUCCUUCUUUCCAAUAAGAUGCAUGAGGACUGGCUAAUCAUCAAGGAAUCCAUCAAGGAAGGUGGUUUAGCUGGCGGCUUUUCAUGGUUAGAUCCAUGUCAUGGGGCAGUAGCAAGGCAGCCUAGAUGGAACCCAAGACCCCCGACAACUUCCAGACCUGGCACUGCACAGUCAUCUGCUCAUGCAGGGCAAUCUAGCAGUGCCUGCCUCUUGUAUGGUGGCUGUCCUCUUCCAGAUCCCACUGUUUCUGAUGAGCUGUUCACAGAAGACGACUGCAGUGAUUUGAUACAUGGACUCAGUCAAGUUACGUGUGGGAACCACACCGAGGCUCCUUGUGCAAGGAGGCAAAAGCUAGGUCCACCUGCAGCGAGCCCUUUGGAACUCUGUGGUCUGAGGACAGAAAACCUUUACAGCUCUGCAGGAGGAGGAAGUCUGCACCAGGAAGAUGUGCUCUCCGAACUGAGCGCCAAGAGAGAGCAGCAAAAGAGGUGCCUGCAUAGAGGACAGCAAGAAAAAGUCACCCAAGCACUGAAGGUAACUCUCAGUGAUAAGGAAGAGGGUGAAGACUCCAGCCUGACUGACAGUUAUGAAGGUGCAUUGAGUGAGACCUCUGAUACGGACCUCAUUGAAAGGAUUUCACUUGAUUCUUCUUGCCACUCCUGUCUCUCCCAGUCUUCCUCAGGUUCAUCACAGGCUCAGGAAGGUGCAGUGUCCUCCAACCCAAGCCGCUGCCUAAUUCCAUCUCCUCCAAAAACCCCUUCACCUGCAUCUGUAACAGGUGUCGCAGGAGGAUCCUGGAAAAAAAGGAACCACAGGAUAAGAUGCCUAAAAACACCCAGCCAAGAGGACAGGCAGUGGAUACAGCAAUGCCAGCCAAGGGCUCAUCAAGAAACUUCAGCCCAGCCUCUGGGCAAGAAAUGUGCUCUUCUGAGCCAGCACAGCAUGCUGGCUGCCUCUGGAUCUCCAGGGCAGCACCAGACUGCUGGGAGCACUGGCCGGCAAAGGCCUAUUUCAAUACCAACAGCUGUUGGAUCAACAAGCAUCAGGCCCAUUGUGGAUGAGAGCCCUCCUGGAGAGAUCAACCACUACCAGCCAGCUGUCUGCUCAUCCACAAAAGCCUCAGAGAGACCUGGACUGAUGAACACUGCUUGGCCCCUGACUGCCAGGGCCAUUCUGCAGCCAUUGCCACACAGACCCACUUCCCCAACAUCUCAGAAGAGAAGUCCCCAGUCAUAGAAGAUACCUAUGUGGCAGUAUGUGUAGGAUCUACAUACACAGCACAGUCUUGAAGGAUUGAUGCUCUCUUCUUUCAGCUUCUUCUACAAGCUAAAUGCAGAGCUGUGCAAGUAGAGCAGUUCAAACAAAUGACAUGAUUUGCCUCAAUCAAGACUACAGCUGGUCCAGAACUGCUUUCUUCAAAGAGCACCUGCUGAUCAACAGAAGAGCUAAUAAACCUCUUAUUAUAGACAAACAUGGUUAUUUUUGCAGCCUUCAUGCACUAAAACAGAGCAAGUCCUAGUGUAUUUCCUGAUCCACAUUGUGCUCUACUCUGUGAGUCAGGCAGGGACACUGAACCAAGCAGAACGUGGUGCUUGCAGUUUGUGGAGCUGGCUGGAGGAGGUGAGGGACAGAGCAUUCCUUCUCAUUCUUAUCCUCCUGAUCUAGCAGCAGCCCACAAUGCACCUUAUGCAGCCCUGGAUGUUUAACAUGUAAGGGACAAGCCAAGGGCUUGGGAGGAAGCAAUGUCUGGAGCAGGUUGUAAGGGGAGUGUGCAUGGCCUGAGGAAGAGCCCAGGAAGGUCAAGUGUUUUCAGAGCUCAUGCUCCCCCAGGAGCUCACCCAUUCACAGGCAUCUGAGGAUCUUGUUGCCUACAUUGCUAUGGGAGACAGUGCUAACAAAGUGGCUUGCAAUAUUAACAUUUUUGUUUGCUCCUUAGCUACGUGGAAGGAUUUAUCUUGUUUCCUAUGGAUAGAGGCAUACUGGAAUGUCAUUAGCAUGUAAGCAAGAUGUCAAGAGCAUCCUCUGCAUGUGCCUUUAGUGUCAGGCAUCCCAUCUCUAGCUUUUUAGACCAAAUAGACUUCUAAUUUCAUAUGACUGAAUAAUUUUAAGUAAUGCUGCCACAAAGACAAGGCAGGGAAGUAAGGGAAAAAUCCUUUUUUUUCUUUUUUUUUUUCAAUAGGGCAUUUAUUUGUUUUACAUUUGGGUGAGAUUCAAACCAUUGAUUUGAGUGACUGCAGACUGAGAUGCUGAUCCAGAUGACUGGGCCUUAAAACUUCAUUGCUGUUGCAGUCUGAAACCAUGCAUCAUUGCAUUUUUUCCAGUUUAAAUUACUCUGCUGGAGAUAUGUUUUUAAAAUGGUUGAUAAACAGUGAUUACAUGACAGGUUAACGAAUUGGUUUAUGUUUUCUUUCUGCUGGUCAGCUUAAUGUAGAGGAGCAGAAUAAUACAGAAAACACCAAAACUUUGUCUCAUCAUAGUUAUACUUGUACCACUUUUCCCUACAAAAUAGUCUGGAGCUUUAAGAUAAUUUGCCCAGUUUCGGCAAGUCCUAGAGGAAUUCAUCCAUCAAAAAUCAUUAAAACCUAUGAGGUAUGUGAUCCUGUGCAAUAUUAUGGGCGCAGGCAGGAUUUCCCAUCAGGUGUCGCCCAACACCAGUGCCCGUGUCCUGAAACAGGCUCCUAAAAUUCAGUUUUUGCCAGUGUUGCUGACCAUGAUCACCAUAAAACCAAAAAUCUGGCACAGAGAAUGGGGGAAGACUUAUUAGUUCUCAGCACAUGACACCUUAGCAGGUAGCAGAGCCAAGCAUUGGUGGACAGCUCUGAGGCUUGAGUUUUUGUGUACCACCUUUGUUGUGUCUCUUCUGGGUGAUCUGACCUGCUGAGUAGUAUGUGCAAGAGUAUGUGCUCUGAAGCUAAACGCAUAACGUGACUCAGCACCAGGCUGUCAUGCUUGGAGCAGCAGGGAGGCUUGUUAAGAGAGCAAGCCUGUGAUCACAGACAGACCUGAUGACUGGAAGAGGGCUGGUUGUCUCCUCUGCCAGGAGUGGGUGCACCUCAAGGCUGCCAUGCUGUUGUCACAGUUUCCAGGACAAGCAAAAUAAAUAAGGCCGCUGCAGAUCAGAUCUGCACAGCUGUAACAGAUGCACAGAGGAAAUUGUUCUCUAGUUUUAGCCUCUGUUCAUCUACCUUCCACCUUUUUCAUCUAGAAAAUGUAAAAGCCAGCCAGGGCUUUAUGUGCUUAUUAUGAAAUGUCAGGCAUGAUGGGCUACCCAGGAAUUCUGUUCUCCUGUCCCAGAAAGGAAAUAUAUGGGGAGUUUCACUCUGAGUUUUGUCACUGGUUCCUCUGCUAAAAUUCUGUGUUGGUCUAUUGAGUACAGACAAAAUCCUUUAAUGAAUGAGCUUAUUCCUAUCCCUGCCGUUGUAAACUCUAUUAAUAUUUA
Melopsittacus undulatus (budgerigar) is the source of this 4198-nucleotide messenger RNA. RefSeq names its product leucine rich repeat containing 56 (gene LRRC56). The coding region runs from base 73 to 1995 and encodes 640 amino acids. Gene Ontology annotation, molecular function: protein binding. The transcript has 13 exons. The record is from RefSeq and is a predicted model, not a curated record. Lineage: Eukaryota; Metazoa; Chordata; Aves; Psittaciformes; Psittaculidae.